UGUCAUUCAUAAUCCUCUAAAAUCGCUGGGUGACCAGUUUUAUAAGGAGGCCAUCGAACACUGUCGCAGCUAUAAUGCCCGUCUAUGUGCUGAACGCAGCGUGCGCAUGCCCUUCCUGGACUCUCAGACAGGUGUGGCUCAGAACAACUGCUACAUCUGGAUGGAGCAGCGUCACCGCCAGCCAGGCCAGGCUGCAGGACAGAUGUACACCUACCCAGCUCGUUGUUGGAGAAAAAAGAGGCGGCUCCAUCCUCCCCUGGAUCCCCAGCUCCGCCUGUGUGAGCUGCGAUUAGAAGCGGAGUUAGCCCCCAAGCGAGAAGGGGGCCCUGGGGAGGCCACAGCUUUGGAGGCCCUGCUGAGGGGGGAUAACCUGCUGGAGAAAAAGAGUGGCCUCACUAAAGAGGAGGAGACCCUGCUGGAAAUACAGAGAGUCCUGGAGGCAGAGGAGAAUGGGGACGGUUUCCACGAUGAUGAAGACUUUGAGGUUGACACCCCGAAGAGGAAAAACAGGAACAGAGGGAAAGGCAGAGGAUCAGGUCGCAGGAAGACAGAAGCUGUUACCAACGAUGACCAGGACAAGCCUUACGUCUGUGACAAUAGAUACAAACAAAAGCAUAACUCAAAAAGGGCUGAAGAAGUCUGUGGAAAACGCUACAAGAACCGGCCCGGGCUGAGCUACCACUACACCCACACCCACCUGGCAGAGGAGGAGGGCGAGGAGGAGAAGGAGAUGGAGAUGGCUCCGUCCCCUCCACCACGAUCUGAAAACCAUAAACCUCAAAAGGGCCCAGAUGGUGCCAUCAUCCCCAAUGACUACUGUGACUUCUGCCUGGGGGACCAGGACUCGAACAGGAAGACAGGCCAGGCCGAGGAGCUGGUCUCUUGCUCUGACUGUGGACGCUCCGGUCAUCCCACUUGUCUGCAGUUCACAGAGAACAUGAUGCAGGCGGUCAGGACGUACCAGUGGCAGUGCAUUGAGUGCAAGUCCUGCAGCCUCUGUGGCACCUCUGAGAAUGACGACCAACUCCUGUUCUGUGAUGACUGUGACAGAGGCUACCACAUGUACUGCCUGAAGCCCCCCAUGACCCAACCCCCCGAGGGAAGCUGGAGUUGUCACCUGUGUCUGGACCUGUUAAAAGACAAGGCCUCUGCCUAUGGAGACCCAUAAGGCCAUAGACAACAUAACCUCUCAGUACACAUCUAC
Lampris incognitus (smalleye Pacific opah) is the source of this 1204-nucleotide messenger RNA. It is a transcript of the gene dpf3, whose product is annotated as double PHD fingers 3. Gene Ontology annotation, cellular component: nBAF complex. Lineage: Eukaryota; Metazoa; Chordata; Actinopteri; Lampriformes; Lampridae. The transcript is spliced from 12 exons. The record is from RefSeq and is a predicted model, not a curated record. The coding region runs from base 107 to 1168 and encodes 353 amino acids. Gene Ontology annotation, biological process: nervous system development.